AUGUGGCAUGCGGCAUACGACAUGUGGCAUGCAGCAUACGACAUGUCGCGUGCGGCAUACGACAUGUGGCAUGCGGCAUACGACAUGUCGCGUGCGGCAUACGACAUGUCGCGUGCGGCAUACGACAUGUCGCGUGCGGCAUACGACAUGUCGCGUGCGGCAUACGACAUGUCGCGUGCGACAUACGACAUGUCGCGUGCGACAUACGACAUGUCGCGUGCGACAUACGACAUGUCGCCUGCGGCAUACGACAUGUGGCAUGCGGCAUACGACAUGUGGCAUGCGGCAUACGACAUGUCGCAUGCGGCAUACGACAUGUGGCAUGCGGCAUACGACAUGUCGCAUGCGGCAUACGACAUGUGGCAUGCGGCAUACGACAUGUCGCGUGCGACAUACGACAUGUCGCCUACGGCAUACGACAUGUGGCAUGCGGCAUACGACAUGUGGCAUGCGGCAUACGACAUGUCGCGUGCGACAUACGACAUGUCGCGUGCGGCAUACGACAUGUGGCAUGCGGCAUACGACAUGUCGCGUGCGGCAUACGACAUGUCGCGUGCGGCAUACGACAUGUCGCGUGCGGCAUACGACAUGUCGCGUGCGGCAUACGACAUGUCGCGUGCGACAUACGACAUGUCGCGUGCGACAUACGACAUGUCGCGUGCGACAUACGACAUGUCGCCUGCGGCAUACGACAUGUGGCAUGCGGCAUACGACAUGUGGCAUGCGGCAUACGACAUGUCGCAUGCGGCAUACGACAUGUGGCAUGCGGCAUACGACAUGUCGCAUGCGGCAUACGACAUGUGGCAUGCGGCAUACGACAUGUCGCGUGCGGCAUACGACAUGUCGCGUGCGACAUACGACAUGUCGCCUACGGCAUACGACAUGUGGCAUGCGGCAUACGACAUGUGGCAUGCGGCAUACGACAUGUCGCGUGCGACAUACGACAUGUCGCGUGCGGCAUACGACAUGUGGCAUGCGGCAUACGACAUGUGGCAUGCGGCAUACGACAUGUGGCAUGCGGCAUACGACAUGUCGCAUGCGGCAUACGACAUGUCGCAUGCGGCAUACGACAUGUCGCGUGCGACAUACGACAUGUCGCCUGCGGCAUACGACAUGUCGCCUGCGGCAUACGACAUGUGGCAUGCGGCAUACGACAUGUCGCAUGCGGCAUACGACAUGUGGCAUGCGACAUACGACAUGUGGCAUGCGGCAUACGACAUGUCGCAUGCGGCAUACGACAUGUGGUAUGCGGCAUACGACAUGUGGCAUGCGGCAUACGACAUGUCGCGUGCGGCAUACGACAUGUCGCGUGCGACAUACGACAUGUGGCAUGCGACAUACGACAUGUGGCAUGCGGCAUACGACAUGUCGCAUGCGGCAUACGACAUGUGGUAUGCGGCAUACGACAUGUGGCAUGCGGCAUACGACAUGUCGCGUGCGGCAUACGACAUGUCGCGUGCGACAUACGACAUGUCGCCUGCGGCAUACGACAUGUGGCAUGCGACAUACGACAUGUGGCAUGCGGCAUACGACAUGUCGCAUGCGGCAUACGACAUGUGGUAUGCGGCAUACGACAUGUGGCAUGCGGCAUACGACAUGUCGCGUGCGGCAUACGACAUGUCGCGUGCGACAUACGACAUGUCGCCUGCGGCAUACGACAUGUGGCAUGCGGCAUACGACAUGUGGCAUGCGGCAUACGACAUGUCGCGUGCGACAUACGACAUGUCGCCUGCGGCAUACGACAUGUGGCAUGCGGCAUACGACAUGUGGCAUGCGGCAUACGACAUGUCGCAUGCGGCAUACGACAUGUGGCAUGCGGCAUACGACAUGUCGCGUGCGGCAUACGACAUGUCGCGUGCGACAUACGACAUGUCGCCUGCGGCAUACGACAUGUGGCAUGCGACAUACGACAUGUGGCAUGCGGCAUACGACAUGUCGCCUGCGACAUACGACAUGCCGCCUGCGACAUACGACAUGUCGCCUGCGGCAUACGACAUGUCGCGUGCGGCAUACGACAUGUCGCGUGCGACAUACGACAUGUCGCCUGCGGCAUACGACAUGUGGCAUGCGGCAUACGACAUGUCGCCUGCGACAUACGACAUGUGGCAUGCGGCAUACGACAUGUCGCCUGCGACAUACGACAUGCCGCCUGCGACAUACGACAUGUCGCCUGCGGCAUACGACAUGUGGCAUGCGGCAUACGACAUGUCGCGUGCGGCAUACGACAUGUCGCGUGCGGCAUACGACAUGUGGCAUGCGGCAUACGACAUGUUGCAUGACAACAAAUAA
Aethina tumida (small hive beetle) is the source of this 2289-nucleotide messenger RNA. RefSeq lists its product as uncharacterized. The transcript has a single exon. The coding region runs from base 1 to 2289 and encodes 762 amino acids. The record is from RefSeq and is a predicted model, not a curated record. Lineage: Eukaryota; Metazoa; Arthropoda; Insecta; Coleoptera; Nitidulidae.